Notechis scutatus (mainland tiger snake) is the source of this 2481-nucleotide messenger RNA. NCBI's taxonomy places the organism in Eukaryota, Metazoa, Chordata, Lepidosauria, Squamata, Elapidae. The record is from RefSeq and is a predicted model, not a curated record.
AUGAUUUAAGGAGUGAAACGGGUUUCCUCGAAGCGUUGGUGGUUGGAAGUGGUGAUACAGUUGAACUUCAGUGCAGUACUCCGGACUCACCUGUAUCUCUCCUCUGGUAUAAAGAUGGCGUUGGGAUUUCACCGACCAACCGGACUCAUUUUGGUCAAAAACUCUUGAGGAUUAUAAAUGUGUCCUACAACGAUUCAGGCCUGUACAGCUGUAAGAAGAGGCACUCGGUGGAAAUGCUCAGGAACUUUACGGUCCGAGUUACAGAAUCCCCGUCAUCGGGGGAUGACGAAGAUGAAGAUGAUGAUGAAGAUGACGACUCUGAAGACAGAGUUGCACCUUAUUGGACCCAUCGUGACAGGAUGGACAAGAAGCUUUUGGCGGUACCAGCUGCCAAUACUGUUCGUUUCCGGUGCCCGUCAGCUGGCAAGCCGCUUCCUUCCAUAUACUGGCUGAAAAAUGGCAAAGAAUUCAAAGGGGAGCACCGUAUUGGAGGCAUUAAACUACGGCAUCAGCAGUGGAGCCUCGUCAUGGAGAGCGUCGUUCCGUCAGACCGAGGCAACUAUACCUGUGUGGUCCAGAACAAAUACGGUGUAAUCUGGCAUACGUACCAACUUGAUGUUCUUGAACGAUCUCCACACCGCCCCAUUCUCCAGGCAGGGCUGCCUGCCAAUCAAACGGUGGUGGUUGGGAGCAACGUGGAAUUCCACUGCAAAGUGUACAGUGAUGCUCAGCCUCACAUCCAGUGGCUGAAACAUGUGGAAGUCAACGGAAGCAAAUACGGGCCGGAUGGGACGCCUUACGUCUCUGUCCUAAAGACAGCGGGUGUUAACAAAACGGACAAAGAGCUAGAAAUUCUCUCCUUGCACAAUGUUACUUUUGAAGAUGCCGGGGAAUAUACUUGCCUGGCGGGGAAUUCUAUUGGUUAUUCACAUCACUCUGCUUGGCUGACGGUCUUACCAGCAGAAAAACGGGUUGCGAGACAGGAUUCCAGCUCGUUUUACGCAGGCAUCCUCAGCUACGGGAUUGCCUUCGCUCUUUCCAUCCUGGUGGCUGUGAUGGUGAUGAUUUAUAAAAUCAAAAGGCCACCCAAAAAAUCCAUGAAUGCCACCGCAGUUCAGAAAGUCUCCAAGUUCCCCCUCAAGAGACAGGUGUCUUUGGAGUCCAACUCAUCCAUGAACUCCAACACUCCUCUGGUGAGGAUCACCCGCCUCUCCUCCAGCGAGGGCGCCAUGCUGGCCAACGUGUCCGAGCUGGAGCUGCCGGCAGAUCCCAAGUGGGAAUUGGCGAGAUCUCGCUUGACUCUCGGGAAGCCGUUGGGCGAAGGCUGCUUCGGUCAAGUGGUGAUGGCCGAAGCCAUGGGGGUCGACAAGGAAAAACCAAGCAAGCCUGUUACUGUAGCCGUCAAGAUGCUGAAAGAUGACGCCACAGACAAAGAUCUGUCCGACUUAGUCUCAGAAAUGGAAAUGAUGAAGAUGAUCGGGAAGCACAAAAACAUCAUCAACCUCUUGGGGGCCUGCACGCAGGAUGGUCCUCUCUAUGUUCUUGUGGAAUAUGCAUCCAAGGGGAAUUUAAGGGAAUACCUGAGAGCACGUCGGCUACCCGGCAUGGAUUAUUCCUUCGAUACCUGCAAGCUUCCUGAGGAGCAGCUGACCUUGAAAGACUUACCCAUCCCCCCAGGUCGGGACCGGUCUCCCCAAAAGAGCCCAAACCAAGCUCAGCUUCAUCCCAAACGGGCUCCUUCUAUUUGGAUGCAGCCCCUCAAAGCUGCCCAAAGGUACAUGAUCAUCCGGGAGUGCUGGCAUGCGGUGCCUUCUCAGAGGCCGACUUUUAAGCAGCUGGUAGAAGACCUGGACCGAGUGCUGACGGUCACCUCCACCGACGAAUACAUCGACCUGUCCGUGGCCUUCGAGCAAUACUCCCCCAAAGGCCACGACACCCACAGUGCCUGCUCUUCGGGAGACGACUCCGUAUUUGCACACGAGCUGCUCUCGGAGGAGCCCUGCCUCCCAAAACAGCCGGCCAACGGCAUCGUCAGGACAUGAGGACAGAGACUGAGCCUCAAACACGAGAAUCGUGAAUGUAUGUCUGAGGCGGGACUCCGGGACCAGAUCUGGAGGAGGAAGAGGCGUUAUUCUGCUCCACGGCAUGGAGGCGGGUGUGGCCAUGAAGCCGUGGCACGCCGAACGUGUUUUCUUCCUACUUUUCUUGUCAAACACCCGGAAACAGAGGUGGCAUUCACUUCUGGAAAACCGGUAGCAGAAAUUUUGAGUAGUUUGGAGAACCGCAAAUGCCGCCUCUGACUGGAGAUUUUACAGUCUCCUUCCCCUGCCACGCCCACCAAGCCACGUCCAACUGGUAGUAAAAAAAUUUGAAUCCCACCCUGGAAACCAUGAAAGGCAAAGGAGAGGAUGGGAAACCAGCCUCUGAGUCCAUUUUCUAUGUGUGCAAAUUCUAGGAGUGGGUGGGAAAAACGAAACAAAA